Puccinia triticina is the source of this 363-nucleotide messenger RNA. RefSeq lists its product as uncharacterized. NCBI's taxonomy places the organism in Eukaryota, Fungi, Basidiomycota, Pucciniomycetes, Pucciniales, Pucciniaceae. The transcript has 3 exons. Gene Ontology annotation, molecular function: phosphatidylinositol binding. Bases 1 to 363 code for a protein of 120 amino acids. The record is from RefSeq and is a predicted model, not a curated record.
AUGGGAGUCUUUGCAGUCUUCAAGACUUUCAUUUUGAUCCUCAACUCGCCCAAUGUAUCCAAGUCUCCUCGCUUACAAACGGGGGUCAUCUCUGAUCAUGAACCGCUGUCCCAACACUUUGCUAUCAUACUCGAAACACGCAGUGGCCUGUACAAGGAGAUUCGAGAAUUCAAGGAAGAUGCCGAGAAGGUCGCAGUGAAGAUUGCUGAUGAUAGGCUUUGUGAACGAAUCAAGAAGUUUGUCGAAGCACCUCGAGAGAUCCAGGAACUUUGCGAAGAGGAUGCCAAAAGUGAAAAUGUCAAUCUGAUGGCGGUCAUCUUGAGAUCCCCCGAGGGCCCUAAGCUCGACAAGGUAGCCUACUAA